This is a messenger RNA of Spodoptera exigua (beet armyworm), 4397 nucleotides long. Lineage: Eukaryota; Metazoa; Arthropoda; Insecta; Lepidoptera; Noctuidae. The record is from the annotation of a GenBank genome assembly.
AUGGCCGGUGUGGUCAAAAUACGUUUUGAUGAGGAGGCCCCAUCUCCAACGCCCACCACUCCGGCCUCUAUCAAGCGGGCGUCUACACAGAACAGUCAGCGAAGUUUGCCAGAAAUACCGCAUCCAGUGGGGAGACCCGACAGCGGCGACACUGCUUCAGAAAUAUAUGCCACCGUGAAUUUGGAUGAAGGUAAAACAGUAGCGACUGCAUCUACGAGCCGAGACCAUCCCUACGAGCAUGCCUACGCUAAAGUCCAGAAUGAAAGUCAUAAUAUUCUUGUCGAAGUAACUACGGAUCAAACGCCUGAACGAGAAAUUCAAAUCGAUGAGCGGGAAGUAGGACAAAAUCCAGCAGAAUCUGUAAUAUCAGCGUCGGUAGCGAUAAGUGGGCAACUGCCUUCGAGUCAAGAGCUUCCUUACAUCACACCGCCAUCGCCCCGACCGAAUACUGACAACAACACACACUUCAGUGGAGAUUCCACUGAUUCAGCAAAGGGCUACACAAGCAUUUCAGUGCGAGAACCAUUGAGUAACAUUCGCGCUCAAAGUAGCAAGCCGCCGUCACAACCUCACUAUGCCACUGUGUCUGAUGAUUCCGACGAGAUGUAUGCAGCCAUCGAGGAGCCUAGCGUUGGCGAAGGUUCGGACACUUACGCGCAGAUUUCCACUGAGCCACGUCGUAGGGAUCCUACGCCAGAUCUACUGCACACCGACCCCACUCACGUUGCUAGACGUAGUGCUCCACCGGACGUCGGUGCAUCAACGUCAAACGCUACGCACUCUAGACAAGCGUCUUCCUCAUCUUGCUCGAACUCGACGGGCGCGCUGGGCUCCCCCAAGCCAGAGAAGCGACAGGCUAACUCUCCGCUACCUCCGCCGCCGCACGUAGGCUCGCACGGCGGCACGCACGCUGGCUCGCACGUCACGUCGCACGUGACGUCACACGUCACGUCGCAUGUCACGGUGCACGCCGCGGCGCACUCCUCGUCCCACGCGGCGUCACACAGCACGGCCCACCCCGCGCCGCACGCAUCGUCCCACGCCGCGCCGCGCCAGCCUGCCAUAGAACAGGCACUCGCGCAGCGACACCAACGGAUGUCAAGUACAGGUGACCUCUUCAACCAUGACAAGUUACGAAGGAGUCUCAACGAGAAACACCAACGAAACAACAGUUGUGUGAGCUCUUCAGAUUUCUAUGGCUGCAAUUACCCCGUAGAGAAGCAUAGAUUUAGUUCUGGGGAUUUGAUCAGACCACUUGUCGCCAGAGAACUAAACUUCGACAUCGACCAACGCGAUAGUCAAACUGACAACCUCUACAACUCUAUCGAUGGACCAGGUUACAGCGACUACUCUUCGGCAGAUGCUAACACUAGUUUGAAUUCGGAUCAUCGCGUAACUGAAAGUCCUUCACGGAAUGUUGAAGAAAUGUAUGCUAAAGUUAUGAAGAAAACUAAAGGUAGAACAGAAGAGAACGUUAGGCGUUCAAAAGAUUUCACAGGAGCUGAUAGUGAACCACACACGUCGAAGUUCCGAGGGGACGAUCCCGGUUACGAGACUAUCGAUCGGAAAAAGUCAAUAAACCACGGAUAUGAGACUAUUGCUCAUAAAGAGCGGAAGUCAUCACAGAAUCAGGAUCCAGGAUACGAAACUGUGAAAGACAUAAAUAAAGCAGGUCCUACGUCAAACUUUACAAACAACAAUUUGCUAAAGUUGAAUCACCUGGCUGUGGACAGUGGGCCUAAUAGCAUUGUAAGCAGUGACGCAGGCUAUGAGCAUAUUUCUAAGACUGACAACAAUGCUUCCGAUUCAGACCCCAACUAUGAAGUGCUGAGGAACCAGCCGCCCACACCACCUUACGCAACGAUCGCACCCAACUACAAAGUACAGCCAACCUACUCCACAGUAAACAAAAAGCCCAAUAAGUACAAUAAUUGGCCUGCUAAUAAUAACGAAGAACCCACCUUAGAACCAAACUACGAGUCUAUGCCGCAUGACCCUCUGUACAACACUGGCAGUGAAUCAGAUCCCAAUUAUGAGUCUGUUCGUCCCAAGGACCCUAAUUAUGAGAGUGUGAGCACGCAAGAUCCGAAUUACGAGUCAUUAAGGUGUAAGGAUCCAAAGUACGAGUCGGUUCGAUCGAAAGACUCGAAGUAUGAUUCAGUGCGUUCCAAAAAAGAUCCGAAUUAUGAAAGCGUCAAGUAUUUUGAGCUGUCAAAGAAAGAACCGCCAUACGAAAAGGUCAAUAAUGAUGCUUCAGGGAGCGCCAGUGUGGAGAGGUCAGAUUCAGCGGCGGGAUACGAGAAAAUUAGCGUACCAAACAGAAGCGAGCCGAAAAGCAGUAUUAAUAACGGAGGCGACGCCACCGUCAGUGAUUACUUUCAAGUGUAAAUGUGUAAAACAAGAAUAUUAUAUAUGACUUUGUUUAUGAACAAUGUAACAGGAAAUUGAGCUAUUAACAUGAAUAUUUUAUUAACAGUAUUCACGUAGGUUUUUGAGAUUGAGUGCUUUUUAUUUAUUUAUUAAAAUAUUUUAGGGACUGUUUACAGCACCUCAACGUUAGAUAUAAUAAGUAAUAUCUUCCUUAGGUAUCUGUGAUAUAAUAUGUAUGUUAUAAAAUUUUUGAUUUUUGUUUUUAUUUCCAUAAGAUUUUUAUAUGAGCAUUGAUAGACAUUAUGUUAUUCUGAAGGCAAGAAUAAUUUGUUACGAAAUCUCCAUUUAUUAAUGUGUUCAUAAGUGUGAUUAUUUUCUACACUUUGAUAUUAUGCUGAUGAAAUGAAUGCGUGUGUUGUAAAUUGCAUGUACAAAAUGUAGAUUGUACAUAUUUUUUUAAUUUUAGGUAAUUUAUGACUAACUUUAUUAUGAACUCUUUUAUCGUAGAGUGGAUUGACUUCGCGUUGGUCACGGUUGUCUUUGCGAGUGUGUAACUCGGUUUAAAGAGGGAGCAGACAGGUUAGUAAAAUGGUGUCGUUAAAAAUUUAAGAUGUCGAAGUAGCAUUUUUUUUAUCAAUACAUGAGUUUUUUACUUUUAAGUUUUAAUUUUUAGAUGUCAUUCCAGACAGUAAUGUGGUGCUUUAUUUUACGAAUGGUCCUUUAUGUUUAAUUUAUACUUUAAACUCAUUUGAGGUCUGGAACAAGGAGUUGUAUGAAAUCAUCGCUUUUUAUUUAUUACCGUAAAUAAAUAAUAAAACGGUGAGUGAUGUCCAAAAAUCUAAAGAAAAAUAAAGAGGCAACGACGACUUUUAUGAAUUUUGUAUAGUGAAUGAAUUUGAUUAUUUUUUAAACUUGUACCAUACUAUCGACAUUCUUCACACGACACCAAUUUAUUACACCUGUUUAGAUGGAAGAAUAUCAAAUUAAUGGAGCCUGCAUUUUAGCUUAAGACUGCCUUAUGUGUUUUGAUUAUGAAUAUAUUAUUAAUUUAUAUAAAAUUUUACAUCAACGAAUUCAAUUGAACAUCUUAAAAAAAACAUCAGCAAUUUAUUUGAAUUGUAACAUAAUUGUAACAUUUUGUUUAAUUUUUUGUUGGUUAUUUUGUUUUUAAUUUACUGUUGUAACAAAUUACACAUUAUAGUAUAUAAAAUUGUAGUGUUUUGUCCACGUUAAAAAAUGAUAACGGACAGACUCGGUUUUAGUAAGAAGUAUAAUAUGAAUUCCAGGACACAAAAAUGGGGUAUUUUUUGUAGUUUGUUUGCUGUUUGAUAAGAUUAUUAUGUACCUGAGAAUAUUAUUUUACGAUCAUCCUCUGUCCAACAAUUUAUAGUGAUGUUUGUGAAUGCACCAAAGUGAUUUUUUGGAGCAUGGUACGGCUGGUACUAAUGUGUUCAAUUAGUUAUAAUGGUUCAAACGAUUGAUGAUCAUAUCACUCGUUAGAAUUGUAUUCCUUCGCUGAAAAUACUUGGUGCAUUCCAGUACUACUGACAUUAACCAUCCAUUUACAUUAUAUUAUGUAACAUUGUGCCCUAAAAUGAGCUUUCCAUAAACUUUCUACUAUUAAUAGUAUUAAUUUUUUUUCAUGCACUGUCUCUGUCACAAUUUCAAACUACAGACUGUUAUGACUGUCUUAAAUCAUCGUUUUUCUAUAUACUAUUAUCAAUAAAAUAAGUAGAUAUAUUAUGUAUGGAUACCUAAUUUAUAAACUUGAAAGUUUAUUUUACCAUGUAUAACAAACAUGUAUUUCAUUAUAAUUUUUGUAAUCUAAAGCACAAUUUACAAUGUAACUUCACGUAUCGAUUGACUGUAAUAUUAUUGUACUUACCUAUAUACUUAUGGAACUUGAAUGAAUGUAUCAUAAUUAGAAUCUGUAUAAUAUUCAAACAAACUCGAAAACAUUCCAACAACUAAUAGAUCCAGUGAAUAUACUACCUAUAUUUAAUGGAAUAAAGUAUGCCAUAUAAAAC